CUGAGGACGGAGAGCCCGGAGGACAAAUCCCCCCGUGAGACCCUGGUGGGAGAGGCCGUUUUGAAGGGCUCCCCGGCGCAGGAAGGCAGCGGGGAGGAAAAGGGCCGGAGAUCCCCCCACAGGAGGGGCUCCAAAGCCAUCCCAGGGUGCUCUGAGGAGGAAAGAGCCAGCCUGUGUUGGGAAGGCGGCCAGAGCUUGAGGGGGAGCUCUGAGCUGGUGGUCCCUGAGCAGCCUCUCAGCAGAAAGAAACCCUUCAGGUGCUUGGAAUGUGGGAAGAGCUUCAGGACAAGCACUGAACUAAUCCAACACCAGCACAUCCACACUGGAGAACAUCCCUACAUGUGUGGGGAAUGUGGAAAGAGCUUCAGGCACAGCUCCAGCCUGAUCCGACACCAGCAUAUCCACACUGGGGAACGGCGCUACACAUGUGGAGAAUGUGGGAAGAGCUUCAGGGACAGCUCCGACCUGAUCCGACACCACCAUAUCCACACUGGGGAAUGGCCAUACACAUGUGGGGAAUGUGGGAAGGGCUUCAGGAAGAGCUCCUGCCUCCUCUCCCACCAGCUCAUCCACACUGGGGAGUGUCCCUACACAUGUGGGGAAUGUGGGAUGAGCUUCAAGCAGAGCUCCACCCUCUGCCGCCACCAGAUGAUCCACACUGGGGAACGGCCCUACACAUGUGGGGAGUGUGGGAAGAGCUUCAACCAUCGCUCCACCCUAUUCACCCACCGGCUCAUCCACACUGGGGAACGGCCCUACACGUGUGGGGAAUGUGGGAAGAGCUUCUACCAGAGCUCCACCCUCCACAUCCACCAGCGCAUCCACACUGGAGAACGGCCCUACAAGUGCUUGGAAUGUGGGAAGAGGUUUCACACCAGCUCACAUCUCCUUGUGCACCAGCGGACGCACACGGAUGAGAGGCCCUUCCGCUGCACCGACUGUGGGAAGGGCUUCAAGCACAACUCCACCCUCGUCAGGCACUGGCGCAUCCACACCGGCGAGAGGCCCUACAAGUGUGGGGAGUGUGGGAAGAGCUUCACCCAGAGCUGUCACUUGACCAAACAUCAACGGACCCACCAGUAAGGGAAGCCCUACCAGUGCCCCGACUGCGGGAAGAGCUUCGGCUGUAGGACUGACACACAAAAAAGGUUUCAAAAGGUCUUCAGGAUUUUGAGU
Molecule: messenger RNA, 1176 nt
Organism: Pseudopipra pipra
Lineage: Eukaryota; Metazoa; Chordata; Aves; Passeriformes; Pipridae
Product: zinc finger protein 239-like
Exons: 1
Biological process (GO): regulation of transcription by RNA polymerase II
Cellular component (GO): transcription regulator complex; chromatin; PcG protein complex
Molecular function (GO): RNA polymerase II cis-regulatory region sequence-specific DNA binding; DNA-binding transcription factor activity, RNA polymerase II-specific
Source: RefSeq, a predicted model, not a curated record